Molecule: messenger RNA, 613 nt
Organism: Micropterus dolomieu (smallmouth bass)
Lineage: Eukaryota; Metazoa; Chordata; Actinopteri; Centrarchiformes; Centrarchidae
Product: janus kinase and microtubule-interacting protein 3-like
Exons: 8
Coding region: 89-613 (174 amino acids)
Molecular function (GO): microtubule binding; kinase binding
Source: RefSeq, a predicted model, not a curated record
CCUGUCUCUCUCUCAGGAUGUGAAGUGGGUGGUGGAGAAGCAGGCGUUAUACCAGAGGAACCAGGAGCUUGUGGAGAAGAUAAAGCAGAUGGAAGGUGAAGACCUGCGGCUGAAAAAUGACAUCCAGGACGUCAAAGAUCAGAACGAGCUGCUGGAGUUCCGGAUCUUAGAGCUGGAGGAGAGGGAGCGACGCUCACCUGCCAUCAACUUCCAACAACUCCACUUCCCAGAAGAACUCAGUCCUCUGCAGAUCUACUGCGAGGCAGAGGGAGUCACUGAGAUUGUGAUCAGUGAGUUGAUGAAGAAGCUGGAUAUUCUGGGAGAUAACGCCAAUCUGUCCAAUGAGGAGCAGGUGGUGGUGAUCCAUGCCAGGACGGUGCUCACUCUGGCAGAGAAGUGGUUGGAGUCCAUCGAGGUGACGAAGUCGGCUCUGCAGCAGAAGAUGUUGGACAUUGAGAGCGAGAAGGAUCUGUUCAGUAAACAGAAAGGUUACCUGGAUGAAGAGCUGGACUACAGGAAGCAGUCAAUGGAUCAGGCUCAUAAGGCUGCACAGCCCAACAACAGAUAUCCUGAUCCCGGGAUGACCGGCUUUAGGAAGUCUAGAUCGGCAUAA